Gasterosteus aculeatus aculeatus (three-spined stickleback) is the source of this 4347-nucleotide messenger RNA. It is a transcript of the gene sart3, whose product is annotated as spliceosome associated factor 3, U4/U6 recycling protein. Gene Ontology annotation, molecular function: RNA binding; protein binding. Gene Ontology annotation, biological process: RNA processing. The record is from RefSeq and is a predicted model, not a curated record. NCBI's taxonomy places the organism in Eukaryota, Metazoa, Chordata, Actinopteri, Perciformes, Gasterosteidae.
UGUUACCAGGCAGACGGACAUCCAACAUGGCCGCGUCGAGCAACGCAGAGCAAACGCAUUUGCAAGACAUGGAGGAGGGAGAUGCGGGGAUGGAGGAGAGGGAUGGAGACUCGGACGAAGGGGAAGAGGAGGGAAUGGGAGUAGAUGUUUCAGAGGAUGAGGAGGACAAUUCGUCGGAAGACGAGAAAGAAAAUGAAGCGGAGAUCCAGCGGUUGGAGGAGCAGCUUUCAAUCAAUGCUUUUGACUACAACUGCCACGUUGAUCUCAUCAAACUACUGAAGCAAGAGGGAGAACUUGUACGUCUGCGAAAGGCAAGGGAGAAAAUGAGUGAACUUUUCCCGCUCACUGAAGAGAUCUGGCUAGAUUGGCUCAAGGAUGAAAUCCGUCUGACCGAAGAAGAGCCGAACCGGGAGAAAGUAUAUGAACUUUUUGAGACCGCUGUAAAUGACUAUAUCUGUCCAGAAAUCUGGCUGGAAUUUGCUCAGUAUUCAAUUGGUGGCAUGGGCUCACCAGGUGGGAUGGACAAAGUGAGGUCCAUCUUUGAGAGAGCUGUGACUGCUGUGGGACUCCACAUGACCAAGGGGCAGACCGUGUGGGAGGCAUACCGAGAGUUUGAGAAUGCCAUUCUUUCCACAGUACAGCCUCCCCCCGGAAGGAUUCCUACUCGCGAGGAGCAGGAGCUGCUGAAAACUCAGAUUGAGCGUAUCCACACGCUGUUUCGUCGCCAGCUGGCCGUCCCGUUGAUGGACAUGGAAGCCACCUAUGCAGAGUAUGAAGAGUGGUCGGAGCAUGGGGUCGCCGAGACGGUCAUCCAUCAGUACAAAAAGGCUUUGGAGCAGCUGGCAAAGUACAAAUCUUACGAAGACGCACUGAUGGCAGCAGAACCUCCUAAGCUGGCAGAGUAUCAGUCCUACAUUGACUUUGAGCUAAAGGAGGGCGACCCUGCACGGAUCCAGAUCACCUUUGAGCGGACUCUAGCAGAGAACUGCCUUGUGCCAGACAUGUGGGGCAAAUACACAACAUAUCUUGACCGUCAGCUGAAGAUCAAAGACAUGGUCCUCUCUUCUCAUGAACGCGCUGUCAGGAACUGCCCCUGGACGAUGGGUCUGUGGAGGAGCUACCUGCUCGCUCUGGAGAGGCACGGAGCGGACCAUCAGACCGUCUCAGAUGUUUUUGAAAAGGCGCUGAAUGCUGGUUUCAUUCAAGCAACGGAUUAUGUGGAGAUUUGGCAGUCAUACCUGGAUUACCUGAGGCGACGCGUGGAUUUUAGCAAAGAAUCAAGUAAGGAAUUAGAGGAGCUACGAGGAGCAUUCUCUCGAUCUUUGGACUACAUGAAACAAGAUGUCGAAGAAAGGUUUGGUGAAAGUGGAGAUUCUUCUUGUAUCAUAAUGCAGAUCUGGGCGAGGAUAGAGGCCCUCCACUGCAAGAACAUUCAGAAAGCCAGAGAACUGUGGGACAGCAUCAUGACAAAAGGGAACGCUAAGUAUGCCAACAUGUGGCUGGAAUACUACAACCUUGAAAGGUCUUAUGGGGACCCAGUUCACUGUCGGAAAGCUCUCCACAGAGCAGUUCAGUGCACCUCAGACUACCCUGAGCACGUGAGCGAAGUCCUGCUCACAUUUGAGAGGGUUGAAGGUUCUCUUGAGGACUGGGACGUUGCGGUGCAGAAGACAGAGACUCGGCUGAACAGGAUCAACGCGCAACGAGCAAAGGCAGCUGAGAAAGAGGCCAACGUGGCUCGCCAAGAGGAGGAGCGAGCUGACCAGCGGCGAAGGACCAAGGCCGAGAAGAAGGGUCAGAAGAAAGUCCCGAAAGGAACUCGAGCUGGGGAGAAGAGGAAAGCAGAGCAGGAUGAUCAUCACAAGGAGUGGAAUAACGGCUCCGAACCUGGCACGAAAAGGCACAGAGGAAAUGGGGACCAAACCGCAGAGGAGCACAUGGAGACGGAGACGGGGCUCUUUGGGAAGAAAGCUCCCCCCGGCUCUAAGCGUCCUCCCCCCGGCUAUAAAGGAGCAGCGGCCGCUGCCCAGAAGCAGAGCAGCAACGACGACGACAAGCCAGAGCUCCGCAACGACAACAGCAGCGUAUUCAUCAGCAACCUGGCGUACACGCUGGAGGAGCCCGAGGCGAAGCUGAGGACCCUGUUUGAGACCUGUGGUCCCAUCGAACAGGUUCGCCCAGUCUUUGCCAGCAAAGGGGCCUUUAAAGGCUACGGCUAUGUGCAGUUUGAGUCCACAGUGUCCGUCGCUGAAGCCUUGAAGCUGGACCGGCGGGAGGUGGAGGGCAGGCCCAUGUUUGUGUCACCGUGUGUGGACAAGAACAAAAAUCCUGACUUUAAGGUGUUUAAGUACAACAAUUCCAUGGAGAAACAAAAGAUCUUUAUCUCUGGGCUGCCGUUCUCAUGCACCAAAGAGCAGCUGGAGGAAAUCUGCAAAGGUCACGGCACCAUCAAAGAUAUUCGUCUGGUCACGUAUCGCUCAGGAAAACCCAAGGGUCUGGCAUAUGUGGAGUUUGCGGAUGAGGCCCAGGCCUCUCAUGCAGUUCUGAAAAUGGACGGCAUGUGCGUGGAGGACAAUAAGAUUUCCGUUGCCAUAAGUAACCCUCCCCGCAGGAACACGAUGGAUAACGCUGGUUCCAGCAGGCUGGCCGUGGACGUCCCUCGCCAGGUCUUUGGAUCGAGAGGAAGAGGUCGCACCCAGCUCUCGCUGCUCCCUCGUUCUCUGCACCGACAAAGUGGGCCGGGGGGCAAAGCGGAGAACGGAGCUGCGGCGGCAGAGAAUGCAGCCGGAGAGACGAAGCCGUUGUCAAACUCUGACUUUGCCAAGAUGCUUCUCAGCAAGUGAGAAAGCCAGAGAGAAGCCAUUGAGUGUCCUUACAAAUUUACUCCUCUGUAAUUGGGUUCCCGGCUUCCCUUUAAUCUCAAGUCUUGUUCUUAUCUGCCGCUCUGCGAGAUUUGCCUUAAUCGCCGAACUCUCGCCCGCCAUCGGAAAGCGUUUUCAACCAAGACUUUUCACCCGUGUGACAGAUUGUUUUUGUUUGAUGGUGUUUUGACGGAUAUUUUAUUAAAAAAAAGUGUAUAAUAUUUGUGUGUAAAUAGACUAUCUACAAUUGUUGCAAUGGUGUUGUUUUUGUGUGUAGGUGGAAGGGAUGUGAGAGACACAUAUGAAAAAAUAUUUAUUUUAGAAAUCUUAACAGCCAACUGUCUGAAUGUCGUUUACAGGUUUUAUGCACAAAGUUCAGAUAUGGUGUAAUAUCGUGUGUGUGUGUACAGAAGUUGGAUGUUUUACAGUGAUGUUUUUUAAGAAACCUAGGAUUUCAAUUGUGUAACUUAGUUGAUGCUGACAACUUAGUUAACAAGGCUAGCAGUUACUUUUUACUGUAUCCAGUCUGUUAUUGGUCAGUAUUCUGAUGCUAUGACAUCUACGGUCUCUUGGCCUGUGAACAUGUUCCCAACCUGUCACGCUGCUGAUGCUGGAUAUGAGGUGGAAUAUUUACUCAACUGCUCCAAUUUACUUUAUUUCUCUUUUUUUACAUCCCUGUUGAUGCAACCUGCCUGUUCGGGUAAUAUUAAAGUAAUUUUACUUUAUCACAUGGAUAUGCUUUUUAUAUAAAGCAAUGACUGAUGUGCCCUGCACCUUCCAGCAGGGUGAUUGGGGUCUGAAAAGAAAAGAAAAAUUAUGAAAAUUAUUGGCUAGUAAAGAAAUAAGUUAAUUUCCUGCGCCGUCAUGAGUACGUUGAUAAGAGGAAUUAGUUGGUUUAGAUGUUAAGGAUUAAGAUACAGGACUGAUUCCUGAAAGUUAUACAUUAAACUGUUGUACACUGAAGUGAGAGCUAGGUAGUUUUCAUAAAAAAACUGGUUCAUUUCCUCAAAAUAAACACGAUAUGAUACGAGGCCACGCUUUGCUGCCCGGCGAUGGUUUUCUGGAGAAACACAACAUUUUUCUGCAGCAGCUUUAACAAAAAUGAGUCAGAAAUUGACCAGUUGUCAGCUUUUCAUGUUUGGAUAUUAAGUUGUUUGUGUACAUAAUGUUCUAUAUAGUAAUUUCAUAUAAUACAAGUUUUCAAAAUAGAUGGAAUACAAGCUAUGUAUUCUCACCACAGUGGCCUAACCGUAAAGAAAGAUGUGGUCUCUAAAGUCAAUUUGUUUUGUGUCGAUACUAAAACAUGGUUUGUGCACAUUGCUCCUGUUUUUUAGAAGUUCUGAAGUCAGAGUUUGUAAUUUGGUAUUUAGAAAAAUACUAAAUGGAGUUUUCUUUGGUGUUCAAUUGGUAUUUAUUCACCAGCUUGUUUCAUUAUCUUACCUUCUACCCUUGUUGUCUUCCUGUUCCAAUAAAGUCACAUAAAUCA